Molecule: messenger RNA, 1548 nt
Organism: Dufourea novaeangliae
Lineage: Eukaryota; Metazoa; Arthropoda; Insecta; Hymenoptera; Halictidae
Product: ETS-related transcription factor Elf-5-like
Exons: 7
Coding region: 144-1034 (296 amino acids)
Biological process (GO): regulation of transcription by RNA polymerase II; cell differentiation
Cellular component (GO): nucleus
Molecular function (GO): sequence-specific DNA binding; DNA-binding transcription factor activity, RNA polymerase II-specific
Source: RefSeq, a predicted model, not a curated record
GAUGCGAUAUUCAGUUUCCUGACGCGCGUUGUUGUUGUGAUACGUCCCCUAGGUGACACAUAGCGCGUGGAACGUCGAGGUGUUCCCAAAAAUCUGCGUUCGGGGGUUUGACGAUUUGGUUCCUCGUGCGUGAAAUCGAAAAGAUGGAUCCUUUUGAUACUUACGACAGGAGCGAUUUGCCGGAGGUGUACCCGUCGUUCACCAAUCUUAACGAUGACGACGAUCACUUUUUACUGGACAUGGACUCUCUGGUGACAAGAAAAAGCAAUGCCCUAACGACACGCAGUUACGAACAACCACGGAAAAAGUGUAACUUCGGUGAAGAGAUGAACGAGGUCGACGGUACCGGAUGGUCGGACAAACCUAUCAGGAACUGGUGUCAAGAGGAGACAAUAAAUUGGCUGAUGUCCGCGGCGUCUUAUAUCGGGCAACCGUACAGUCAUAUACAGCACAGUCUCGCGGUGCCAGGCAACGAGUUGGUCACCUUCACGAGAAACGAUUUUAUCAAUCACGAUCCCAUGUACGGAGAUCGACUCUAUGACCUACUCCACUCUCAGCAUAUCUCGAAUUUGCUUCCAUCGUUCGACACUAUUCAUCCCCAUUCCGAAGAUGAAUACACACGGAUCAACUCCAGCAAUGCAUCAGAUGCGGAAUCGGAUAACAGUAUCGAAGUGUCCACAAAACGGCCGCCAGGCAGGCCGAGAGGAUUAAAACCGAAGAAAAAUUCCACCAGUCAAGGAAAGCUUUGGGAGUUUAUUAGGGACCUGUUGCGUAAUCGCGAAACGUGUCCUAGUUUAAUCUGCUGGGAAGAUUAUUCGCAGGCGAAAUUUCGGUUCGUCAAGAGUGACGAGGUCGCGAAACGGUGGGGAUCACGGAAAGGAAAUACGAAGAUGACCUACGAAAAAUUGAGCCGAGCCAUGAGGUAUUAUUAUAAGAGUAAAAUCUUUCUUCCUGUACUUGGCCGAAGACUGGUCUACCAAUUCGGGCCUAACGCAAAAGGCUGGCAGACUGAUAACCCGAACUUCCGGUAUUAAUAUAUCAUCAACAACUUCCAGGAUUUAACAGAUUCUUUCGAAGAGUCAAGCUCUUGUAAAAAUUGUAUAGUUACCGAAGGCACAACGUUAUGCUGUUAUUCGGUAAAUAACUUCUACCCGUCAAGAUGUUCUGGUCGAAGCAUUUCAACCCUUCAAAGAAAGUAUUUUUGAUAAUGGACAGACAUGUGAAGCGUCGUUUCGAUUAAGAACUCUUAAAAGACUAAGAAGAAAAGAUCUAGUAUUAUAGAUGAUACACGCUGACUAGAUGUAAAUAACAUAAAGACAGUAUGAAUGCACGAAAAACGUCGUGAUUUCUCGUAUUUUUGUACGCGUGUUUUCCAUGUGAACCGGUGUAAGUGAGACACAAGUGUGAAUUGAAUUUCGUUACCUAAGGUUUUCACAGUUUUAUUUAACUUUAAGCAUAAUAGGUCGUUUACUUAUGUAAAAGUAUACAUAUAAUCAAGAAAGGCAAUAAUUCUCGUAAUUUACAAUCGAAUAAAUUCCUAUUACUUAU